This is a messenger RNA of Peronospora matthiolae, 1467 nucleotides long. The record is from the annotation of a GenBank genome assembly. NCBI's taxonomy places the organism in Eukaryota, Oomycota, Peronosporomycetes, Peronosporales, Peronosporaceae.
AUGGAGAUUUUCCAAGACGGUGAACUCGAAGCAGAGAUAACUAAACGUGAGCUGCAAGCCAAUAGCCUCGGAAGCUGGUGGAGUCUCUUCUCGGAUACUUACGAAGAGAUGGUGCAGUCCAUUGCAAGUCCCGUUCGAGCCGAGUAUUCUGUUGGGGAAUUGGGCGAUCGAGAGUUCCAGCUAAAAGGUGUCAAGAAGGAGCUCCAGUCGUUCAGUCGGGAAGAUUUCCACCUUGUUAACGGACGUGGACAGCACUUGGCUUGCAGUUUCUGGCGUCGUACAGAAGUGACAAGUGCCGACCCAAUUGCAGAGGCGAAAGGCUCAUCAUUGUCGUCCAUGUCAUUGCCAAGUGAAGAGGAGGUGCUGUCAAAUGAGUGCUCGAUCGGUGAGUCCGGGAGGGACAGCGUCGGUACGGACAGAACGAGCAGCUCUAGUUGCAGCAGUCAACACGCAGGUCCAUUGAUGGAUGUUGUGGACCCGUGCAUCAUUUACCUGCACGGCAUGUCGAGCUCAAGAAAAGAGUGCGUGUACUUGCACCGUCAAGUUCUGGCUGCUGGUUUCUCGCUGUUUGCAAUGGAUUUGUCAGGAUCCGGGCUUUCGGGUGGCGAUCACGUGUCCUUUGGCUAUUUUGAACGCGAUGACGUGCGGGUCGUUGUCGAUUAUCUCUACGCUACUGGACGGGCAUCGGCAGUGGGUAUCUGGGGUCGAGAUAUUGGAUCGGCUGCAGCGUUCUUGCAUGUGAAAGAGCGCAUGCCGUAUUGCUAUACGACAAGGACGGUCUCAAAAAGAGAUGCCAGGAAGCUUAAUGUUGUGGAGGACAACGAGAACCACCACAUUUUGUGCAUUCCUCCGUUGACGGGGCUACAUUUCCGGCUUAGCAAGUACAGUGCUGCAAGCGGUGACUUUGUAUUGCUUGCAAUCGAUAACGUUCCUGCUCAAGGACUGAGCCCUACGACGUGCUAUCGCCUCAUACAGCAGAGCUGCACGACAAAUGGCGGCAAAGUUCGGUUGCAAGGAUUCAAGCGUUCGUCCAGCAAAUCGAAAAACGACGGGUUCAUAUUCGCGCUGACAGCAGAUAGCGCGUAUGGAGACAUGGAGCAAGUUAUUUGGGACACACUGCAGAUGAUCUCCCGUAGCGCCGAGCGACGUAAUUUGUUCUUUCCAUCGGCAAUGGUCACAGCGGUGCAAAAGGUUCUGGCGAGCUCCAUUGGCAAGGCAGGAGGGUUUGAUUUCCGUGACGUGCGCUUACUGGAUGCAGCACCACGUUUCACGCUCCCGUGUGCUUUCAUUAGUGCUUCGAAGAAAGAUUUCUUCAUGCCAAAGCAUGCUCGACAGCUUUGUAAUCGAUACGGUGGUCCCAAGAGCUACAUGCAAUUCACCGGCCAGAUUGACGAUAACCGCCCAGCUGAAGUUCUGGAUGCAGCCGUUGUUCACUUUCGCAAGCGGUUUCAACUUUUAAGCACGUAA